This is a messenger RNA of Striga asiatica, 336 nucleotides long. Lineage: Eukaryota; Viridiplantae; Streptophyta; Magnoliopsida; Lamiales; Orobanchaceae. The record is from the annotation of a GenBank genome assembly.
AUGUCCAUUUUGCGUAAUGGCAUCAGGUUCCUGAUUGAAAACGGGACAGUACGUGUCAGGUGGUUAGUCCUGAGUUACAAUGCCAUGAGCUUGGGCAGAGGGACAGUACCGUUUAGGGACUGUGGGGUCGCAUUCGACCCCAAGCCGCCAUCCCGGUUGCAAAUUUCGAGAGUUUUGUUUGUUGUUCCACAAAGGCUAAAGCCGAUAAAGGAUCUUCAGAACAAAGCCAAUACUCCUGAUAGUGUGAAACCAAAAGCAGAGAACUUUGAAGCCUGUUAUCUAGUUAAGAGAAGCCCCAUCUUGAAGUUGACAAAAUGGAGGCCAGAGUUAAAAUAG